This is a messenger RNA of Neoarius graeffei (lesser salmon catfish), 2623 nucleotides long. RefSeq names its product CD59 molecule (CD59 blood group) (gene cd59a). NCBI's taxonomy places the organism in Eukaryota, Metazoa, Chordata, Actinopteri, Siluriformes, Ariidae. The record is from RefSeq and is a predicted model, not a curated record. The coding region runs from base 1631 to 1990 and encodes 119 amino acids. The transcript is spliced from 4 exons.
UCUUCAUGCCACCGUGUAAUGUGCUUUAUAUUAUACAAACACAUCCACAAAAAAAAUACACAAGUUAAUCAAUAGAAUUUUAAUUUUGAAACGGUUCGCCAUUUUGACAACACGCAUCUAAUCAAUGGGAAGACAUUGGGAGUGAUGUCAUCAGAGUGAAAUAUCAGGAGUUAUUAUACAUACAGGACACUUUCAGUGGAACAAAAACAUGUAUUCUAUUCCUUUCUAGCGGGUUUCAUUCAUUUGGUUUGAUAGCAUGCAAUAUUGUUAGUAUAUCAUUUAUCCUAUGUGCAUUACGUCACGCUACCCAAUGGAGAAUGAGCAUUGAAUAUGGCUUAUGAUAUUGCAUGGUUGUCAAGACAACAUGUCACACGUUGUAGCUGAUGUGAAAAUUCAAUGAGAGAGUUUUCUGCUGCGCGUGCACAGAAGCAUUUCUUUGUUCGCCAGCGGCGCCUGCAGUAAACUGUCGCAGAGAAUUAAAAACGCCAUGAGAUACGUCUUACACGUAAAACUUCAGCACAAGCCAGUGGCUGUGACAAUAUGUCAACAAAUAUGGUGGCCAGGUUUGUUCCAUUGAAUGUAUAUGCAUAAUAAUAAUAAUAUUGUCUGGCUUUUUCAUGGUAUAUCAGAUGUAUUCCAUUCAGCUAGCAUGAUAUUGAACUCGUCUUUGACUCGUUGAAUAUCAUGCUAAAUGGAUUGAAUAUAUCUGAUAUACCACUCAACGCCAGUCAAUAUUAUUUAAAUACGUCACUCAGAUCUGCAAUGUAUUUUGUUUGAAAAAUGUGAGUUUUUCAACACGAGAAGAUAAACUUCAUAUCUUCAAGCCAUUGUGUGAUGUUCUUUUUAUUAUAUAGACACAUUCACAAACAAAAAGUACCGUAAUUUAUCAAAAAUAAUUCAUCAAUUUCCUCAUGAGUAACAAAGAGAGAUUUAUGUCACAGUUUUGGUUCUCCAUGUUCCGGAUGUAGCUCGUAUGAAAUAUAUGAGUGGCAUAUUUCCCAGUAAAACACUCAUGUCCAUAUUUUAUAUAUAUGGCGAUUUUGGAUAAGCUCAUGAGCCCUUCAUAAAUUCACUUGUUAGUUGUAUUUGGAGAGUCUUAGUGGAAGAAUUAUUAGAUAGACUGUACACUUUACAACUUAAGAAUUACACAAUAUGUUCAACAAUGGUAUAAAACUUUUGAAGUAAUAAAAUAAUGCCUUAUGUGCAUUCGGAUUGAACCGCCAUGAGCAGUUGCUCUCUGCGCAGUUAACAAUGUUGCCAGGUUUUCUGUUAUCUUGUGGAAGUUGAGUGUUAAUCUCAUACCCAUCCUUUUAUUUUACAAUAUAUGCAAUAAUAGGAGGCAAUUUUUAAAAUAAAAGUUUAGAUUAUUACAUACUUUAAUGGCAUUUUGUUAAGAGUAUUGUAUAGCAUUAAAAGGGAUAAAUCUGACACUAAUAGACUCUAUGUUGUACGAUGAAUAGAAUUGGAUUUAGGAUGGAGUUCAGAUUGACCUGGCAACCCUGUAAAGCAUAGCCAGCUGGCAGGUCCGCUGUUCAGAGACACAGAAAAGAGCUUUCAUACAGGAGAGAAGGCAGUGAAUAACUUGGUUGUUGAAGCGCAUCUUACCAAAGGGAAGAAUACAGGCAGCAGGAUGAAAGUUUUUGUGCAAGUGAGCAUGGUAUUUGUUCUGGCUCUUAUUGGCCUGGGCUCUGCUCUUAAGUGUUAUGACUGUGUAGACUACACUGGCAGCUGCAGUUCCACCACGACCUGCCCUGCCAAUCAAGAUGGCUGCCUGACACUGAAAGCAAGAAAUGGGAACAUAUUCCGGCAGUGUAUCAAGUUUUCAGACUGUACAAACGAUAUCCUUCAAGGCAUGUUUCCAGCAGUGCGCCACUUCAGCCACAAUUGCUGCCACCGUGACUUGUGUAACAGUGCAUCUGUGAGCGCAGCUAGGACUUCAGUGAUCGCCUUGCUUCUUUCUCUGGCUCUGUUCUGGUGGUACAUCUUUUAAUCAAAUGAAUUCAGAUACUACCUGGUGAUGCUGUGCAUAACAAUACUAGUCCUGAGUUUUCCACUUUUAAGGGACUUAAAGAUUAAGAUUAAAAUAAACAGAUGAACUACAGUUGCCGCCUUCUUGCAUAACAACGCAUUGUCAAAAGAUUAAUAUUAUUAAUAAAAUUGAUACUUCAUAUUAAAUGUCAUUUAAAUGUAGGGUUUUUAUUUUCAAUUGAUGUUAAAUUUUCUUGGAGGAAGUGAAACUAUGUAGGUUACAUCAUUUCUUUAUUCUCCCAUUUAUUGUUACUCAAAAGUAGAGUGAACAAAACCAUUUUUUAAAAAGGAAAGUUUACUUUCUCAUUAUCAUCAGGGCGGGCUUUUCAUUCUUCAUUUUGUUUGAUCCUAUAAAUGGAAAUGCAGGAAGGAGUUAUUUGUAAUUUUAUAUAGCAUUCAAUACCAAUGGUAUUAUCGAUAUUAUUCUGUUAGAGGAGUGUAACUUGGGCUUUCCUUAACCAUGGACUUUGGCAUUGGAACUUGAAACAGAAGGAAAGUCUUUCUACACUUAUGUUUGUUUGUUUUUUGGGGGGGGUGUCAGUAUUCCAGUACUAAUAAGUGUACGCACAAUAAAGGAAUCAGCUUUAAACUCAAA